This is a messenger RNA of Amborella trichopoda, 1664 nucleotides long. NCBI's taxonomy places the organism in Eukaryota, Viridiplantae, Streptophyta, Magnoliopsida, Amborellales, Amborellaceae. The record is from RefSeq and is a predicted model, not a curated record.
AACUGAUGUACUCUGAUGAAUACUAGGGAUUAUGUCAAAGUUCAAAACUUCAAGUGUUGUUUCACACGUUUGAAGAUUGUUGCUUCUUUGCCAUUGGCUGAUGGCUGGAUUCUGGAGCGUAUAAGCCUGUUGGCCAAUCCAAAUCUUAAAAGACCCAAGAGGUUUUGGGGUGUCUAUACAAAACUGAAAAUAUUUAAUAUGACAAACUACAAGAAAGUUGUGUAUCUUGAUGCAGACACAAUUGUUCUCAGAAGCAUUGAGGAUCUCUUUAAAUGUGGAAAGUUCUGUGCAAACUUGAAACAUUCUGAAAGGAUGAACUCUGGAGUCAUGGUGGUGGAACCAUCUGAGGAACUGUUCAAGGAUAUGGUGGGCAAAGUGAACACCUUGCCCUCUUACACAGGAGGAGAUCAGGGUUUCCUGAAUUCUUAUUAUGCUGGGUUUGCUAAUGCACAUGUCUUUGAGCCGAAUUUAUCAUUAGAAGUGAGAAAUUCAAGACUGACACCUGAAAUGGAGAGGCUCUCAACUUUAUAUAAUGCUGAUGUUGGCCUGUACAUGCUAGCAAAUAAGUGGAUGGUAGAUGAGAAGGAACUGCGCAUCAUUCAUUACACCCUCGGUCCUCUAAAACCAUGGGACUGGUGGACGGCUUGGCUGUUAAAACCUGUUGACUUGUGGCAGGAUGUUCGGGUGGGACUUAAGGAAUCUCUUCCUGGCACAGGCGGCGGCAAUAACGCUAAUGACGAGCUGUUGGUGAAGUUCCUUUUUUUCAUUCCCCUUCUUGCACUGGUUGCGUGCUACUACCGCCCAUUUUUUGAGCUGCAAAAGGAUUUGUUCGGUGCACUAUGUAGAGGCUCCUUAUGCAAUUACAUCAGGCAUCUUUAUUACAAGUGUAGAUCUGGUGCUCCUUAUUCCGCUAUUGGUGUUUCUUCUAACUCAAAUCAACAGCAGUUCACAAAUGGAACAAAUGCCAAGCUACCUCCUUAUUUAGGAGGCAUAUCGGUUUUGGUUUGCUUUGGUGCUGCCAUAGCAUCCCUUGUGGCCGCAUUUGCAAUUAUUCCACGCCAGGUGAUGCCAUGGACUGGUUUAUCGCUGCUUUAUGAGUGGACAUUUGCUCUUUUUAUCAUCAUAUUUGGAAGCUAUCUUCAUAUUAUAUAUGAAUGUGGGAGGUCAUCAUCAAAUCAAGGAACCUUUUCUAGUGGCACCGAGUCUCCAUCACGCUACAACUCUGGAAAAGGGCAUCAGCGCCAAGCAUCCUGUUGUGAUGCUGUGACCUGGUAUUAUGGGUUAGGGAUGGGGUUUUUGGCCAUUGCUGCCCCAUCAUUACCUUGUCUCUUUGGGAUCACUGCUCUUUUCUCGAGAUUAGGGCUAAUGGUUGGUGGUGGUAUGGUAUUAGUGGCAUUCAUGACUUACGCUUCGGAGAAUCUUGUGAUUCGAGCAUAUAUGAGGGGCGAGGAUCGGGACUCACCCCGGACUAGACGUGUUUGUAUUUAACUGUUAAUUGUUUGUGUGAAAUUAUUUAUUGCCUUUUUUAGUAGGAAGGAAUCAAGUUUUGUUUUGAUAAGCUGAGUUUUUUCUUCUUUUUUUUGUGAGCUAAGAGUCUAUCGGGGGAUUAUUCUUGUGUGAUCUUGGCUGAUGAGAUUAUAGGAAAGCUGAAGACCUUCAAGGGA